Molecule: messenger RNA, 549 nt
Organism: Penaeus indicus
Lineage: Eukaryota; Metazoa; Arthropoda; Malacostraca; Decapoda; Penaeidae
Product: cuticle protein AM1199-like
Exons: 4
Coding region: 23-421 (132 amino acids)
Cellular component (GO): chitin-based extracellular matrix
Molecular function (GO): structural constituent of chitin-based larval cuticle
Source: RefSeq, a predicted model, not a curated record
CCAUUCUAAUACCAACGUCACCAUGAACACCUUAGCCGUCUUCGUCUGCCUCGCCGCCGUCGCCGCGGCCUCCCCGCAGUUCAGGAAUCAGCCCCGACAGACCUUCCAGGACGAGCGUCAGGUGGCCAUCUUGAGGGACGACCGCCAGGAUUCUGGCGACGGCAACUUCAACUACAACUUCGAGGCCGAAAAUGGAAUCAGCGUCUCUGCCUCAGGAACCCCAGGCUCCAAAGGCCAGAGCAACAUCCAGGGAAGCUACAGAUUCACCCUUCCCGACGGAACCAUCGCCGAAGUGAGAUACAUCGCUGACGAGGCUGGGUUCCGUGCCGAGUCCCCCCUCAUCCCCACCCCCCACCCCCUCCCCGCCCACGCCAUCGAGCAGAUCCGCUUCGCCGAGGGGCAGAGUCGCCGCCUAGGUUAAGUGUGGUUAAUGGUGAUUCUCGAAGGAAAUUUAGCCACAAAACCUGAAGACACGAACGAUGACACCACCAGUGCCCUCGACCAACCUUUCUGAACGAGCUAGCUUAUGUUAAUAAAGCAGAAAGUCAU